AUGGGUGCUACCAAGAUCGAUGGCAAGGUCAUUGCCCAGAAAAUACGUGAGCGUCUGGGUGUCGAGGUUGCUCAGAAGCAAAAGGCAAACCCACGCUAUCGACCAUCCUUGAAGAUCAUCCAGGUUGGUGAUCGCCCAGACUCAACGACAUAUGUACGCAUGAAGUUAAAGGCGGCUGAGGAAGCCGGCAUUGAUUGUGCUCUUAUUCAUCUGCCUUCUUCAAUUUCGGAGCCGGAGCUGCUUCAACAGAUCACCCAGUUCAACAAUGACCCCUCUGUUCAUGGCAUUCUCAUUCAAUUGCCAAUCCCAAAGCACCUUUCAGAACACACCAUCACAUCUGCUGUUCUUGAUGAGAAAGAUGUCGACGGCUUCGGAGCAACCAACAUCGGUGAGCUGGCCAAGCGUGGUGGCAAGCCAUUCUUUGUCCCCUGCACACCCAAAGGUGUUAUGGUUCUCCUCCAAGAAAGUGGCGUAGAGGUGGCAGGCAAAACCGCCGUAGUUCUCGGACGAAGUGAUAUCGUUGGAAGUCCAGUCAGCUACCUUCUGAAGAAUGCCGAUGCAACAGUUACAGUCUGCCACUCCAAGACAAAGAACUUACCAGAUGUCAUCAGGCAGGCAGACAUUGUGGUUGCGGCUAUUGGCUCACCAGGCUUUGUAAAGGGAGACUGGCUGAAACCCGGUGCAGUUGUCAUUGAUGUGGGCACAAAUUACAUUCCUGACAGCACGAAACAAUCAGGCCAACGUCUUGUUGGUGACGUUGAAUUUGAUUCAGCAGCAGAGGUCGCUUCCCAAAUCACCCCAGUCCCUGGUGGAGUGGGCCCAAUGACUGUGGCCAUGCUGAUGCAGAAUGUUAUCGACUCAGCUUCGUCAUAUUUUGAACGAUUGAAGAGCCGUCGUAUCCUUCCUCUGCCCAUCAAGCUACAAACCCCAGUCCCGUCCGACAUCGCUGUGGCUCGAUCACAACAACCUAGGUUAAUUACUCAUAUUGCCAGUGAUAUAGGCAUCGCACCUCACGAACUAGAGUCUCAUGGUGCCCACAAGGCUAAGGUAGAUCUCUCCUUACUGUCUAGGCUUGAACACCGGAAGAAUGGCAAGUAUAUCCUCGUCAGUGGCAUCACGCCGACGCCUUUAGGUGAGGGGAAAUCUACCACCACCAUGGGCUUGACUCAAGCACUGGGUGCGCAUCUUGGGAGGAUAAGUUUUGCCAAUGUGAGGCAGCCCAGUAUGGGUCCCACAUUUGGUAUCAAAGGUGGUGCCGCUGGCGGUGGCUACAGUCAAGUCAUUCCCAUGGAUGAGUUCAACCUUCAUCUGACUGGCGAUGUUCAUGCCAUCACAGCGGCAAACAAUCUGCUCGCAGCUGCAAUUGACACGCGGAUGUUUCAUGAAUCCACUCAAAAAGACGGUCCUCUCUACAAGCGUUUAGUUCCUUCCAAGAAAGGAAAGCGAGAGUUUCUUCCCAUCAUGUUUCGAAGAUUGAAGAAGCUGGGCAUCGACAAGACCAACCCUGACGAUCUGACUGAAGAUGAGAUUCGUCGCUUCGCUCGACUUGAUAUUGAUCCAGAUACCAUCACUUGGAGGCGAGUGCUCGAUGUCAAUGACAGACAUUUGAGGGGCAUUACAAUUGGUCAGGCCCCCACAGAGAAAGGCCAUACGAGACAGACAGGCUUCGAUAUUUCCGUUGCAAGUGAGUGUAUGGCGAUCCUUGCCUUGGCCAGUGGUCUAAAGGAUCUCCGUGAACGUCUUGGAAGCAUGGUCAUUGGAUCAUCUAGAUCAGGAGAUCCUGUCACCUGUGAUGAUAUCGGCGUAGGUGGUGCUCUCACUGCACUCAUGAGGGAUGCCAUCAAACCCAACUUGAUGCAGAGCUUGGAAGGAACUCCAGUCUUCGUCCACGCUGGGCCUUUCGCAAAUAUCAGUAUCGGAAAUAGCUCGGUACUGGCUGAUAAGUUGGCUUUGAAGCUUGCUGGAACUGAAGCGGAUGAAGAUCACGAUGCGAAGGCUGGAUUCGUUGUGACAGAGGCCGGCUUUGACUUCACCAUGGGUGGGGAAAGAUUCUUCAAUAUCAAGUGCCGUGCCUCUGGGCUCGUCCCCGAUGUUGUUGUGGUCGUUGCGACCAUUCGUGCACUGAAAGUCCAUGGUGGAGGACCUGAGAUUAGCGUUGGAGGUGCAUUACCCGAAGCUUACCGCACAGAGAACGUUGAGAUGCUUCGCGCCGGUUGUGUCAACUUGAAGAAGCAUAUCGCCAACGCUAAAUCAUAUGGCAUCCCUGUGGUAGUAGCCAUCAAUAAAUUCGAAACUGAUACUGAGGCAGAAAUGAGGGUCAUUGAAGAAGAAGCCCUGUCGGCCGGAGCAGAAGCUGCUGUCCCAGCAAACCACUGGGCUGAAGGUGGUGCUGGUGCGGUUGAUCUGGCCAAGGCAGUUAUCGAUGCAUCAACUAAACCCAAGAACUUCAAGUAUUUGUACGAUCUGGAAGGUACUGCACAAGAAAGAAUCGAGAAAAUCGGCAAGGACAUGUAUGGCGCCGCCAAAGUCGAAUUCAGCGAACUCGCACAGAAGAAGGUGGAUAUGUACACUAAGCAAGGCUUCGGAAAUCUCCCAAUCUGCAUUGCAAAGACUCAGUAUUCGCUCAGUCACGACCCGGCGCUCAAGGGCGCCCCAACGGGUUUCACCAUCCCAAUCCGGGAUGUCAGACUUGCCGUGGGAGCUGGAUAUCUCUACGCACUAGCUGCCGAUAUCCAGACGAUUCCGGGUCUCCCAACCGCGCCCGGCUAUCUCAACGUUGAUGUCGACCCCGAGUCUGGCGAGAUCGAUGGCCUUUUCUGA
Messenger RNA from Exophiala bonariae, 2820 nucleotides. It is a transcript of the gene MIS1, whose product is annotated as mitochondrial C1- tetrahydrofolate synthase precursor. The record is from RefSeq and is a predicted model, not a curated record. The coding region runs from base 1 to 2820 and encodes 939 amino acids. The transcript has a single exon. Gene Ontology annotation, molecular function: ATP binding; methenyltetrahydrofolate cyclohydrolase activity; formate-tetrahydrofolate ligase activity. NCBI's taxonomy places the organism in Eukaryota, Fungi, Ascomycota, Eurotiomycetes, Chaetothyriales, Herpotrichiellaceae. Gene Ontology annotation, biological process: tetrahydrofolate interconversion. Gene Ontology annotation, cellular component: cytosol.